Molecule: messenger RNA, 2613 nt
Organism: Galdieria sulphuraria
Lineage: Eukaryota; Rhodophyta; Bangiophyceae; Galdieriales; Galdieriaceae
Product: pyruvate phosphate dikinase (PPDK) / phosphoenolpyruvate synthase
Exons: 5
Coding region: 25-2547 (840 amino acids)
Biological process (GO): pyruvate metabolic process; phosphorylation
Molecular function (GO): ATP binding; pyruvate, water dikinase activity
Source: RefSeq, a predicted model, not a curated record
UUUGUAGAAAUUUUUUAACUGACAAUGACGACUUCAAAGGUUACUCAGAAUAAUAAAGCUUCCAAGAACAUCCUAUGGUUUGACGAAAUUAGUGCUACAGAUACAGAAUAUGUUGGUGGGAAGGUUGCAUCACUGGGUGAGAUGGUUAACCAGCUUCAAAAGGUUGGCAUACGGGUUCCUUUUGGGUUUGCCGUGUCAGCCAAGGCCUACAGGCGCUUUCUAGACCACGCCAACUUGUCUCAGCAAAUAAAUGAGCUUUCAAAAUGGCUCGAGAAUAAAGAAAACCUUCAUAAACACGAAGCGCUGGCACAAAAAGCAGAGCAGUUAAGAGAAGCCAUUAGAAAGAGCACACUUCCAAGUGAAGUAGAAGCAGAAGUACUCUCAGCAUACGAGAACCUGUGCAAAAGAGAAGGUGUAGAGAACCUCCCAGUGGCAGUACGUAGCAGUGCAACGGCAGAAGACUUACCUGGCACUAGUUUUGCAGGGCAAUAUGAGACCAUUCUUAACGUGAGAGGGAAAAGCCAUCUGUUAAGUGCAUUGAAGGAAUGUUAUGCUUCUGUAUUUGUGCAUCGAGCAAUAUGCUAUAGAGCAGAGUUUGGCUUUGAACAAAAUUCAAUUGCUUUGGCUGUGGGAAUACAAAGAAUGGUCGAUGCUGGAAAUGCUUGUUCUGGUGUAAUGUUCACUUUAGAUACGGAAACUGGAUUUGAUAAGGUUGUCUUUCUGACUGCAUCUUACGGACUGGGAGAGAAUGUUGUACAAGGGCAUGUAAAUCCAGAUGAAUACUAUGUAUUUAAGGAAAGUUUGGAAACUGCGCCAUGUCCCAUCAUCCAAAAGACUAUAGGUUCGAAAGACACAAAAAUGAUUUAUGCUGCUUCAGAAAAUGGUCCCAAUGGAACUUUGAGCAAGAAUCCAACUACAAAAAUUGUUCCUGUCCCGAAGGAAUAUCGUGAGCGCUUUGCGUUAGAGAAUGAAGAAAUCUUGCAACUAGCGAAAUGGGCAGUUCGCAUUCAACGUCACUAUUCACAGAUUGUAUAUGACAAUGCCGUACAAAUGGAUAUCGAGUGGGCGAAGGAUGCAGUCACUGGUGAAUUGUUCCUUGUCCAAGCUAGACCUGAAACAGCUCAUUCAACAAAGAGAAACAAGAUUGCAAAUGUGUUUGAAAAUUAUUAUCUCAAGACUGAUGAAUCUAAGCUCGUUACACUUAUCACUGGAAGAGCGAUAGGGUCCAAAAUGGCAUCAGGAAAAGCUCAGAUUAUCCAAUCUACAAAAGACAUUCGAGUUUUUGUGCCUGGUAAUAUUUUAGUUACAGAAAUGACUGAUCCUGAUUGGGAGCCUGUUAUGAAAACUGCUGCUGCCAUCGUAACAAAUAAAGGAGGGCGCACUUGUCAUGCGGCUAUAGUUUGCAGAGAAAUUGGAAUACCUGCCAUUGUAGGCACAGAUAAAGGAACCAAAGUCAUCAAGGAUGGUGAGGAUAUUACCGUAAGCUGUGCAGGUGGAGAAGUUGGUAAGGUUUAUCAAGGCAAACUAGAAUUUGUUUGCGAGAAAAUGGAAAUUCCGAAUGAAAUACGACCAAGAACAAAGAUCAUGAUGAACCUUGCUAAUCCUUCCGAAGCCUUCAAGAUGUCUCGAAUACCGAACGAUGGUGUCGGUCUUGCAAGAGAAGAAUUCAUUAUUAAUAAUUACAUUGGCAUACAUCCCUUGGCACUUUUGUAUUAUGACCAGCAAGAUGAAGAAGUCAAACGAAUUAUUGAUAAGAAGACCGUUGGUUACAAAGACAAGGCUCAGUUUUUUGUAGAAAAGUUAGCUUUUGGGAUUGCAAUGUUGGCUACAGCCUUCUAUCCAAAUGAUAUUAUAGUUCGGUUAUCCGACUUUAAGACAAAUGAAUAUGGUAAUCUAGUUGGAGGAACUGCCUAUGAACCUGAGGAACACAACCCAAUGAUUGGUUUCCGUGGAGCUUCAAGAUACUAUGACCCUCGUUAUAAGGAAGGAUUUAUUUUGGAAUGUAAAGCACUCAAGAGAGUGAGAGACGAGAUGGGAUUGAAGAAUGUCAAGAUAAUGAUUCCGUUUUGCCGUACUGUAGAAGAAGGCAUUCGAGUGCAAGAACUGAUGGCUUCACAAGGCUUGAAACGAGGUGAGAAUGGAUUGGAGCUUUAUGUGAUGUGCGAAAUACCUUCGAAUGUAAUUAUGGCAGAUUUAUUUGCUAAAAUAUUUGAUGGAUUCAGUAUUGGCUCCAAUGACUUGACUUCUUUGGUAUUGGGUCUGGAUAGGGACAAUGAAAUCAUUGCUCAUUUGUAUGAUGAACGCAAUCCUGCCGUUUUGAAAAUGAUUCAACAAGUUAUUUCAGAAGCACAUCACGCUAAGAGGAAAGUGGGUAUUUGUGGUCAAGGUCCAAGUGACUAUCCUGACUUUGCCGAGUUCCUCGUACGACAAGGUAUCGACAGCUUGUCAUUGACUCCAGAUGUUAUACCUAAAACUACGUUACGUAUACUUGAAUUGGAGAGUAAGAUGGGCUUGGAGCCUAGAAAGUUAGAAGUAUUAGAGCCCUGAGAAGUUAUCUUUUUAGUCUUCUUGUAUUGGGACUUGUCUUCCAUGAGUAAAAAUUGUUGUGAGAUU